GUCAAAAGCUGUUAAUAGUUUUUGAACACCUUUUUUUUUUUUUUUCUUUCCUUUUCUUCAAAAGUCUUCUUCCUCAUCUUGCCAAAAUUUAUAGAAAAAAGAAAAAAGAAAAAAAAAGGGCUCAUUGUAUGUAUUGUUUGCAUGCCCUGUUGAAUUUUCUGGGAAUUUUUAAUUAGUUUCUCAGAAGAUAUAGCUUGAAUGCUGCGGCCUCUCAUAUGGGGUUGUAAAUUAUGGCCUAGCAGCAAGGUCUUCCUUCAAAGAAUUGGAGGGCAAAUUUUGGUUUCCAUAUCUACUAGCUAGGGACUUCACAGGAAUAGAUUGUCAUUAAGAAUUACUAAUGUCGAAUAAAGAAAAUAGCAGUAAGAUGAAGGGCCUCUUAAAAGGCCUGAGAUACAUUUCUCAAAUAUUUGAUGAUGACAAAGAACAAGAAAUUCAGAUUGGGUUUCCUACAGAUGUAAAGCAUGUGGCUCAUAUAGGCUGGGAUGGUCCAUCAACGGCAAGUAGUUCUCCAAGCUGGAUGAAUGAGUUUCAAUCUCCACCAGGAUUUGCAUCAGCACCUUUAAGUCAGAAUGGAGAGAUGACCGACAAAAAUAUGGUCAAAUGCGUCUCUGAAGAUUCAAGCCGGAGAAGUUCAAGGAGUUCAAUGUCUCCGACACAUGACCCUGAAUUGCCCAAGUCAUCGAGAAGGCAAUCAUUACGGGGGCAUGAAGGAGGUGGUGGUGGAACUGAAUCCCCAAGGGAAAAAUCAGAUAAACCAAGGCAAACAAGAAGGCCUUCCAGGAGGGACUCAUCGGAGGGUAAUAGAGGCGGCCGUCAGGAAGCCACAGAUACAAGUAGCGAAUCCUCCCUACCGGAUAUCCCCAAGAAAUCACGGCGGAAGAAAUCAAAAGAAUCGGCGAUUGGGGGGUCCAAAAAAAAAAAAGAUCCUGGCACCCCAUCUACAGCAAAGUCCAAUAGCAUUGAGCUAUCUCAGAAUUCUUUUCAAGAGGGGGAAGACAAGGGGUUUACAUGAAAUUGUUCAAACAAUUGAUUACUAUCAAUGUUGUAGCAGCUAGAAGCAUCUUCAAUCAGGCUAGCUAUAUAAAAUGUAUCAUCAGGGAAGUGAUGCCAAACAACUGUAAUAUCAGUUUAAUUAUAAGGUUAUUUCAUUUUUGGAACA
Messenger RNA from Rosa rugosa (rugosa rose), 1159 nucleotides. Its product is annotated as CRIB domain-containing protein RIC6-like. Lineage: Eukaryota; Viridiplantae; Streptophyta; Magnoliopsida; Rosales; Rosaceae. The record is from RefSeq and is a predicted model, not a curated record. Bases 338 to 1012 code for a protein of 224 amino acids. The transcript has 5 exons.